AGUGCGGGUCUUAGGAGGUUAAAUAAAGUUAAGACCCCAUGAAAGUGUUUGUACAGCCACAUUGUCUCCUUUGUGUGUAGGGGAGCAGAAUGGAACAGCUAUAAACACGACGGUAUCACCUGGCAGCCAUGGCAACAACACUACAUCAUUUCCAUCAUCUCCCAUCAAAUAUUCAGGGAACUGUUCCGAGUACCCACCAUUAUGCUGUGAUGGAUUCAAUAGUAGUUGUUAUCGAGGCUGUUUCUGUGAUGAGGCAUGUCUCCAGAAUCAUGACUGCUGUUCUGAUUUCACUGCUACCUGCGUUACAGGGGAGCAGAAUGGAACAGCUAUAAACACGACGGUAUCACCUGGCAGCCAUGGCAACAACACUCCAUCAUUUCCAUCAUCUCCGAUCAUUUAUUCAGGGAACUGUUCUGAGUACCCACCAUUAUGCUGUGAUGGAUUCAAUAGUAGUUGUUAUCGAGGCUGUUUCUGUGAUGAGGCAUGUCUACAGAAUCACGACUGCUGCCCUGAUUUCACUGCUACCUGCGUAACAGGUGAGCAGAAUGGAACGGCUAUAAACAUGACGGUAUCACCUGGCAGCCAUGGCAACAACACUACAUCAUUUCCAUCAUCUCCCAUCAUAUAUUCAGGGAACUGUUCUGAGUACCCACCAUUAUGCUGUGAUGGAUUCAAUAGUAGUUGUUAUCGAGGCUGUUUCUGUGAUGUGGCGUGUCUACGGAAUCACGACUGCUGCCCUGAUUUCACUGCUACCUGCGUAACAGGGGAGCAGAAUGGAACGGCUAUAAACACAACGGUAUCACCUGGCAGCCAUGGCAACGACACUACAUCAUUUCCACAGAUCUCAUAUUCAGGGAACUGUUCCGAGUACCCACCAUUAUGCUGUGAUGGAUUCAAUAGUAGUUGUUAUCGAGGCUGUUUCUGUGAUGAGGCAUGUCUACAGAAUCACGACUGCUGCCCUGAUUUCACUGCUACCUGCGUUACAGGUGAGCAGAAUGGAACGGCUAUAAACAUGACGGUAUCACCUGGCAGCCAUGGCAACAACACUACAUCAUUUCCAUCAUCUCCCAUCAUAUAUUCAGGGAACUGUUCUGAGUACCCACCAUUAUGCUGUGAUGGAUUCAAUAGUAGUUGUUAUCGAGGCUGUUUCUGUGAUGUGGCGUGUCUACGGAAUCACGACUGCUGCCCUGAUUUCACUGCUACCUGCGUAACAGGGGAGCAGAAUGGAACGGCUAUAAACACAACGGUAUCACCUGGCAGCCAUGGCAACGACACUACAUCAUUUCCACAGAUCUCAUAUUCAGGGAACUGUUCCGAGUACCCACCAUUAUGCUGUGAUGGAUUCAAUAGUAGUUGUUAUCGAGGCUGUUUCUGUGAUGAGGCAUGUCUACAGAAUCACGACUGCUGCCCUGAUUUCACUGCUACCUGCGUAACAGGUAAAAUGAGAUCCUUUGUUCACAAUAAUUUUGUGAUGACCAUGAUCAUGUGA
Conger conger (European conger) is the source of this 1489-nucleotide messenger RNA. RefSeq lists its product as uncharacterized. Lineage: Eukaryota; Metazoa; Chordata; Actinopteri; Anguilliformes; Congridae. The transcript is spliced from 13 exons. Bases 563 to 1489 code for a protein of 308 amino acids. The record is from RefSeq and is a predicted model, not a curated record.